Carya illinoinensis is the source of this 1544-nucleotide messenger RNA. RefSeq names its product probable sugar phosphate/phosphate translocator At3g14410. The transcript is spliced from 9 exons. Gene Ontology annotation, molecular function: antiporter activity. The coding region runs from base 151 to 1164 and encodes 337 amino acids. Lineage: Eukaryota; Viridiplantae; Streptophyta; Magnoliopsida; Fagales; Juglandaceae. The record is from RefSeq and is a predicted model, not a curated record. Gene Ontology annotation, cellular component: endosome; Golgi apparatus; trans-Golgi network.
UGCCGUUGAAAUAAUUCUAUUUAUUUCGGUUAUAUAGGAAUUUUGCUUGGCACAAAUCCUUCGUUACACAUCAAAACGAUCCCGAUCCAAUUUGGAGUUUCAACUUUCAACACAGAAGAAGACCUCAGCCUUUGCUCCGCUCAUACUACAAUGGCGGAUCGGUUGGGGACCUUCCGCAGAGAGGAAUUCAUAACCUAUGCUUACCUUCUCCUCUACAUCACCCUCUCCAGCGGCCAAAUCUUCUUCAACAAGUGGGUUUUGUCAUCUAAGGAAAUAAACUUCCCUUAUCCUCUUGGAUUGACUCUCCUCCACAUGGUCUUCUCAUCUGUCUUAUGUUUUAUUGUCACCAAAGUUAUCAAGAUUAUGAAGGUUGAGGAAGGUAUGACUACAGAAAUAUAUGUUACUUCUGUUGUGCCAAUUGGUGCAAUGUUUGCAAUGACUCUUUGGCUGGGAAACACUGCAUACAUGUAUAUUUCUGUUUCAUUUGCACAAAUGUUGAAGGCAAUUAUGCCAGUGGCUGUAUUCAUUCUUGGAGUUGCAGCAGGACUUGAGGUAAUGAGCUGCAGAAUGCUAUUUAUUAUGUCAGUGAUAAGUUUUGGUGUUCUUGUGGCUUCUUAUGGAGAAAUAGAUAUAAGUUGGAUUGGAGUAGUUUAUCAAAUGGGUGGCGUUGUUGGCGAAGCGUUAAGACUGAUUUUCAUGGAGAUCCUGGUCAAGAGGAAGGGUCUCAAACUGAACCCAAUAUCUGUUAUGUACUAUGUUAGUCCCUGCAGUGCUCUCUGCCUAUUCAUUCCGUGGAUCUUUCUGGAGAAACCAAAGAUGGAAGCACAUGGAUCUUGGAACUUUCCAAUCCUUGUGCUAACACUCAACUGUCUCUGUACUUUUGCCCUAAACUUAUCUGUUUUCCUCGUGAUUACACAUACAAGUGCUUUAACCAUUCGUGUUGCUGGAGUAGUUAAGGAUUGGGUGGUCGUCUUAUUAUCUGCUCUUCUGUUUGCGGAUACGAAGCUGACAAUAAUAAAUCUGUUUGGUUAUGGCAUUGCCAUUGCAGGUGUAGCAGCAUAUAAUAAUCACAAGUUGAAAAGAGAAGCAUCUCGAGGCAGCUCCAAUGACACUGAACUUUCUCAAUCUAUACUUGGGGCCACACCCUUGGAAACCAGCAAGUAGAUACACGGUAACAACAAUCAAUCAAUCUACUUUUCAAGAUUAAUGUCUGUACAAUUUCCGGUGCCAAUGAGCUUCGAUAUGGGUCCAAUGCACGUCCACCAAUUUUGAAUGCAUACAUGGAUGCAACAAUGGAAAUAGGGAUAGCCAAGACAUUACAUACAAUUUCCGCAAGAUUGAGAUAUCUAAAUGAGUUCUUCUUCCAUCAAGUCAAUAUGUUAAACUCUGGUGUUUUUGGUUUUAUCCCAACUAACAAAUACCUAUCUACCUCGGAGCCAAAUAUCAAACUAUUUUUCACCUCAAAAUAUUGCUUUAGAGAUGUAUCAAAUCUUUCAAAGUUCAAAUCAUCAUUAAUAAUACUUGAGGAACUCCUAUAGGCCACA